UAGCGGUGAUUGCCUGCAGAGAGCAGAGGCCACGCGGAGGGGAGGCCGGUUGUCCGAAUCACCUCAAGUCAACAACUUCCUCCCUAACAUCUCAACGGCUUUCCCUCUCUCCCUGUCUCUCUCCUGUGUGUGCCAGCAAAGGUACUGGAGACGUAACACCAAUUUGCAUAAUUAUUUGUAAUCGUUGGGCGACAGUCUCAGAAUGAAUGUGAACGCGGACCCUCAUGCCUCCCCAAGCACCUAUCCCAUCUGCUCGGUCUGUCAGAAAAUGAUCUUCGACAAGGAGCCGAGCAGAAGUAUCCAUCGACUGUAUUCCACUGGCCCCAGCUCCUUCAUACCAGAAGAAGAGAUAGUGGAGGCCUGGUCUCUGGAUACGUGGGUGGUGGAGCCCCACGCUGAACUGCUGUUAGCCGAGCUCUGCUCUCCCACUGGCCGGCUGGAUCACCUGACCCAAGUGAUGGGCCUGCAUCCACACUACCUGCAGGCUUUCCUGCGCUGCCAGUUCUACCUGCUGAGGAGAGACGGGCCCUUACCCCUCCACUACAGACACUAUAUUGCCAUUAUGGCAGCCGCGCGGCAUCAGUGUUGGUUCCUGGUUUUACUGCAUGUGCAGGAGUUUUACCGGAUAGGAGUUUGUUUGGAGUGGCUGAAAGGACUGCAAUAUGCCAACGAGAAAUUAAGAAAUCUCAACACUCUCAACAAAAUACUUGCGCACAGACCAUGGCUCAUUACCAAGGAACAUAUAGAGGCCCUGUUGAAGACUGGGGAGAACAGCUGGUCUCUGGCUGAGCUGGUCCAUGCUGUUGUUUUGUUGGCGCACUUUCACGCACUGGCCAGCUUCAUCUUUGGCAGUGGCAUCAACCCUGACACGCUAGCUCCGGUCAGUUCCUACUGCACUUGUGAGCUUACUGGAUUUGGCCAAUUGGAGCAGGAUAUCCUUCUCAGCAAAAGUCCGGAGAGCGAGUUGGAGUCUCUUCUGGAGAGGAUGAGGAGGCUGCGUGAGGAGAAGGAGGAAGAGGAGGCCUCCGAGGAGGAGAUGGUCAUCCGUUUCGAGAAGGAGAAAAAGGAGAGCCUUUUUGUGGGGUCUACAGACUUUGAUGACCAAAUGAUUUCACCGUCCAGAGUUUCACGUUUUGUCGAAGAUGCUGCCUUUGGUUAUCAAGACUUUGCCCGACGAGGAGAGGAUAACCCACCAACAUUUCGCGCACAGGACUAUUCAUGGGAAGAUCAUGGAUUCUCGUUGGUGAACAGAUUGUAUUCAGACAUUGGCCUGCUCUUGGAUGAAAAAUUCAGGACCGCUUGUGAUUUAACCUACUACAACAUGGCCAGCCGAGAGGGUGUGGACACCAGCAUGCUGCGGAGAGCCCUUUUUAACUAUGUCCAUUGCAUGUAUGGUAUCAGGUAUGAUGAUUACGAUUAUGGAGAGGUGAAUCAGCUUCUGGAACGCAACUUGAAAGUUUACAUUAAGACUGUGACCUGCUAUCCUGAGAGGACCACACGUCGCAUGUAUGACCGCUAUUGGCAUCAGUUCCGCCACUCUGAGAAGGUUCAUGUGAAUCUUCUUCUGAUGGAGGCUCGAAUGCAGGCGGAACUGCUUUACGCUCUUCGUGCAAUCACACAGUACAUGACCUGACAGGACAAAAAGGCAUUUCUGAGCUACUUCCCUCUGUCACUACUAACCUAGAUGCCUGUUUUUACCGCCCCACACUCUCUCUUUUCCCCCUUUUUUUGUGUAUUUUAUCUCUACCGGGGCACUGGUGGUUUGAAACACUACAAGAAGGAAAAGCCCUCCCAUGUUUUAAAGCCCAGCAGUCUUAUGCCGAACACUAUAAGUGUGAAAUGAGGGUACAUUGAAGUGCUGGUAUCAGUAUUAUUUGUGUACUGAAAAAUGUGCAAAGUGCAAUAUUUCUCCUUAGAUUUUUUUAAAAAUGUAUAUGGUAAAUAAAUACAAGAUAUUAAAGUUGCCUGAAGAGUAAUAUUAUUUAGUUAAUGAGUUUCUUCAGAGACCAGACUGAACUGAAAAUAAAGAAAAAUGACAGCAACGAGCCAACAAAGAUAAUAGUCCUGAUCAUUCACAGUAUUUGUGAUGGACUGGCCUUAUCUACCACACCUUGUCCAGUUCCUCUGGAAUUUUGCUAAUUGUAAUUACAGAUUCUCGUAAUAUUGCAAUAUCACUGCAAAAAUGCUGUCAUGGAAUUUCUGCAUUAUUUCUGCAAUUUUUAAGAAUUCCUAAAGGAGAUUUUUUGUCUUCAAUAUUCACAACAAACCCUCUGAAGAUACUGGGGGUAUUUAAAGGGCAGUUGAACUGAUGAGUAUGUUUAGUCUGAAAAAAGUUGAGCAUGUGUAGUCUUCACUGGAAAAAAAAAGCUUUUUUUCUUUCAUCUAAAUACCCACUGAGCAAAUGAUCAACAAUGACCUGCAACAAUGAUGUAUCCCUUCUUCUGGCCACAAUGAACUUUUCAUUUAAGUUAAAAUUUCAAGCUGUUAAAUGCUGAACUUUGUGGUCACUGAUACAUGAUAUUGACCUUCAGAUCCUUCUCAUCCCAAAGGCGAACUAAUAAGAUCCGGGGUCUAUGGUUGCCAGGGUAGCUAAUAGCAGUCAUUGUCAUGUUCAUGGCACUAGAAUGAGAUCCUGUGUGCUUUGUUACAUAAUCUUGGGGGUGACCACUUGAACAGGGUAGACUAGUGGUGAAGGGAUGUGCACGGUCAGAUUGUGCUCGAUUAAUCCUAAUGGGAGGGUAGUGUGUACCAAGAAAACAUUCCUCACACCAGCAUUAGUCUGUACAUACUGUAUUGUACGAGGCAGGGUAGAUGGAUUCAUGUUGUUUACAGCAAGCCAAAGUAAAAAUUGUCAUCUGUAUGUUGCCACAGACAUCAGAGCAGAAUUUCCUUAGUGGUUUAAUUUCUUUUCCCCCAACCAAAUGCCCAAAUUUAGCUUUAUCUUCUUAAUAAGCAUGAGUGGAACUCAUUGUUAGCCACAGCCUGUCGCUGCUUCAGGUUCCUACAUGUUGGCCAUUCAGAAAUGCCUCUCUGCACCUGUUUUGAGCAUUGGUGGCCUGUAUUUGAUUGCCUUAUGAGAGACAUUUUAUGUUUGUUUUUCCCUCAUACAUCCAUCUCUCCUUUACUGCACAAUUACUCUAAAUAUCGAAAGAAUGUAAUGUUUGAAAACCCUGAGAGGGCAGCUAGACAUCCCCUUGACCUCUUCGACUGUGUUUCUGUGUUUACGUGCCUUACAGCCAUAUGGUUUGGAGUUCACACAGAGAUGUUUUGUUUAAAUAAGCAGGUGUACUUGGGGGAUAUCAGUGGACUAUGUGUGUAUUGUAUCGUAUAACUGAUGGAUAAAGAUGCUGUGAACUCAAAAUUUGCACCAAAGGUUACGACAUUUGUAACAUGCUGUGAUGACACUCCACACAGUGACCAUAUAAUGCUGCUGUUGACCAAUUAUUUGCUUUUCAUGUGCAAUGUAACCAAACCAAAAAAAUACUUCUAUUCUUUUUCUUCUUUCUUAUGUGUUUGUCCAUGUUCAGUAUUUGAAUAUUUGUUUGAUUGUAAAUUAUUACUAAGCUGUAUUUAUCACUACAAAACAAAGCAUAACACAGUCUAAGAAGUUCUUAUUUUGAAAGUUGUGGUGCACAGCUAACACCAUCACAGUUGCACAUUUGAUGCACAUUUCAUUGUAUAUUGUUAAAAUGCGAUAUCCAGAUAUAAAUUCAUGUAUAUGUUGUACAUAUCUCUUCUGUGGUUUAUGGUUAACGUGUACCUGUCUACCACUACCAACAGUGCCGCCCGCCAUAGGUUUUUUUCUGUAUAGAGUGUAAGAGUCUACCAGUGGCAUUUUUUCUGCCUGAUUAUUUUACCAAAACCAAAUUAAAGACCUGUAAUAAAAGUUUUCGCUUAA
This is a messenger RNA of Alosa sapidissima (American shad), 3898 nucleotides long. It is a transcript of the gene sesn3, whose product is annotated as sestrin 3. The coding region runs from base 203 to 1633 and encodes 476 amino acids. NCBI's taxonomy places the organism in Eukaryota, Metazoa, Chordata, Actinopteri, Clupeiformes, Clupeidae. The transcript has 10 exons. Gene Ontology annotation, cellular component: nucleus. Gene Ontology annotation, molecular function: L-leucine binding; oxidoreductase activity, acting on peroxide as acceptor. The record is from RefSeq and is a predicted model, not a curated record. Gene Ontology annotation, biological process: regulation of response to reactive oxygen species; cellular response to leucine starvation; negative regulation of TORC1 signaling.